UGAAGCGGCUGAAGUUUAUCGCAAUUUCAUCUCCAGUGUGUCGCUGAUGAGGGUGGAGCAGCGAUCGGAGUGACAAAGGAACUAGGCAGGUUUAGUUGGUCGAGGUCGGUCAGUUGCUGAUCGGCAACUCACGCGCAACGUCGCCUUCAGGCGUGCGGGGCUGCAGCUAACUGGCGAUCGUUGAAGUUUCUAAGCCUCCGGGGUAAGAUGAAGGACGAACGGAUGUUCCACGAGCGGAGUCUGCUGGUGCAGUCGCUGAAGAUCGCGAACAACCUGGACCGCAAGAAGUCACUGUCGACGUCGUUCAUACCGACGCAGAACACCAACUACCUGUGCGUACCGCUUAAACAUGGCGUGGGAGGAGGAUCGUUGAAGGCUGCGGAGGUUGAGAGUAUCACGAUCCACGCGCCGGUGGCGCAGUCGUACCAGUCGAUCACGCGAAGUAUCUCUCAGUCUACGCUGACGAUACCGGAGAACUAUAGCUUUACGUCGGUGCAGAUUCAGGUGUACAAGCGACGGUGGGUCAUGCUAGUGUUAGGGAUGCUGAGUAUCGCGAUAUCGUACGUACAGUGGAUCCAGUACAGUAUUAUCUCCAACAUUAUUAGCAAGUACUAUGACGUGUCGUCGGUGUGGGUUGACUGGACCUCGAUGAUCUUCAUGGUGGUGUACGUGGUGUGUGUGUUUCCGGUGUCGUACAUCAUGGAUGUGCGGAAUAUGCGACAGACGGCGGUGAUCGGCGCCGUUGGGACUGCGAUCGGAGCCUGGAUCAAGGUAUUCUCUGCAGAUCCUGGCCAGUUUCAGUUGGUGCUGCUGGGUCAGGUUGUAUCAGCGUUCUCGCAAGUCUUCCUGCUCAGCAUACCUUCAAGGUUGGCCGCUACGUGGUUCUCUCCAGAGGAAGCUUCGUCAGUAUGUGCAUUUGGAGUGUUUGCUGCACAGCUUGGAACAGCGGCCGGGUUCUUCUUCACGCCGCUCGUGAUCAAUAACCACGAGGACCUCGCGCAGAUUGGAGUUGAACUGAAGAUCUUUUUGAUGGCGGUAGCGGGCAUCUCGACAAUGAUCGCAUGCAUGGUGAUCGCGGUGUUCAAGUCAAACCCGCAGUUUGCCCCAAGCCACGUCCAAGCCUUGCAGCGAACGAUGAAGCCAAGUCUGAAGGACUACUGGCCUGCUGUCGGUCGGUUGCUUCAGCACGACAACUAUCUUAUACUGGUGAUCGCGUACGGUAUCAACGUCGGGAUCUUCAACGCGUUCUCCACACUGCUUAACCAGAUCGUGAUCAACUACUUCCCAACCGGGGAGAACGAUGCCGGUCGGAUCGGUUUGGCGGUGAUCAUCCUGGGUUUGUUGGGCUCCAUGGUGUUCGGAUACCUGCUGGACACGAUGCACAAGUACAAGGCGACUGCCGUUUGGGCUUGUCGCUUGUCAGCGAUAACACUGCUCAUCUUCGCGCUUGCUUUGGAAACUCGCUCUAAGAAGCUGGUCUCGAUUGCAUCGAUUUUUCUUGGCUUCUUCAUGACGGGAUUCCAACCGAUCGGGUACGAGUUCGCAGCGGAACUGACCUUCCCGGAGCCGGACGGUCCCGUUUCGGCGAUCCUGAACAUUUCAACACAGAUCUUCGGCAUCGUCGUUACGCUGCUGAUUUCCGGAAUUCAGCAGAUUUUGGGUGAUUUGAUCGGGAAUGUGGUCUUCGCGGCGUUCCUGCUGCUCGACGCGAGCAUCAUCUCGCUGAUCAAGUCCGAGCUGCGGCGGUACAACACCCACCUGGAGAUCGAGAGUGAAGCGGCCAAGGAGCUGGCCGAGGACGCGUGCUCGCACUUUGAUAGCGUCAGCUACGAGGACGCACCGCUCAAGCUAAAGAUAGACCGCGCCAGCUGACAGGCUUUGUCUGCGCUUCAUUUGUGUACAUAGAGGUCGGAUUUAAGUGGAACAAGGCGGUUCGUUAGAAUAAAGAAAUUUGUAUUUGACAGAUUGCUACCUUUAACAUCGUUUGCCUUGAAACGUGUCAAACGCAAAGGAAGUAAUUGUAAAGGUAAACUCGAUGCAUCAAUCAGGUUCGACAAGCUGUCAGUUUUGUUCAAAUAAACGAAACCAUCAGCUCUCGGUGGGCUGUCACUUGCUAA
Molecule: messenger RNA, 2117 nt
Organism: Culex quinquefasciatus (southern house mosquito)
Lineage: Eukaryota; Metazoa; Arthropoda; Insecta; Diptera; Culicidae
Product: feline leukemia virus subgroup C receptor-related protein 2
Exons: 3
Coding region: 208-1872 (554 amino acids)
Biological process (GO): transmembrane transport; heme export
Cellular component (GO): membrane
Molecular function (GO): heme transmembrane transporter activity; heme binding
Source: RefSeq, a predicted model, not a curated record